CGAACAAAUUACCUACCUCCCCCUGACCCUAGCCUAGCCCAUCUUUUCGUGACUUCGGAAGUUAGAAAUUUAUUAUGUCUUCAGUUUUAUUUGUCAAUACCUACCUACAAUGUUUAAAUCUUAUUGCAAGCUGCUCCGUGUUAGCUAAAGCAACAAACCUUUCAUCGUAUUCAUUAUUAGAGUUCGGGUGUCUCGAUCUGGUUGUUUUGUUACCGUAAUUUAAAUCGUUAAAAAAAUGGGCGUUAAAGGAGCUACGUGGAUUUUAUGUCAUAAUAAGAAACAUCCUGAAAAACUGUAUUGUUUUAAAAACCGAAAAAGUCAUAAUGGCGACAAAAGGUGGAAUAUCACGGAGCCCACUGUGAUCAUUUCUAAAGAAGGAGACAAUAAUUUUCACAUAUAUUAUGUCAAUGAACAGAGGAUCAUAAUUGAAAAUACUGACAAUGUUCUACAAGUUGUUAGCAAUUUAAAGUUAAAUGACAAUUAUUCAAAAAAUUUCAUAAAUGAUUAUAAAGAACACCGUACUCUUUAUGGGAUAAAAAAAACACGUCCUAUAUUUGAAAUUCUCACUGAAGAAAAUGAUGAAAGCACACUGAGCGAGAUUGAAACUGUGAAUAAUCAUUAUUCUUCAAGUCAUAAUUUGCGAACUAUAUCUAUUGUAAACAAUAUAGAACCUGUAGGAAAGAAUGAGAGAGAAACAUUUGAAAGUUGUAGUUACAACUACCAUCUCAUAGUUAGGAAGUACGAAGCUUUAGAGGAGAAACUUAAAGAUUUUUGCACAGAAAAUUCCCAUCUACAGGAUAAUAUCAACAAUAGAUUUGAUGAAUGGCGUUGUGGGUUCCUACAAAUCAUGGAAGAGUUUAUACAUGAAGUUCUUCACCGUUCAGCCGAGAAUAAAUUCAACCCGCCGUAUAUGUUGCAACAAGGCUUAAAAAACCUAAGGGAUCGCUAUUGCGAGAGUAAACGACACCUCGGCAUGUGUGCAAUAAUUGAUAAACUAGCAGGGUUGUGUGGAUUCCAUAUGGAGCGCGGUAUCGUGCGUCCGAAAUUUAAAUCUGACGAGUUCAUAAAAGUAUUGGGAGCUAGUUUGCUGUUGAUGGAGGAAGUCUACGAUGUAUUCCAAUGGCUUGUGCUCACCGACUACAAGGAAUUGUUAACCUACCUGUUGGAAUCGAUAGAGGAACCCAGUGAUUUUCCUGAAGGAGCGCACGACUAUGAGUUCUUUAACGAACUAGUCAACAGUUCACUACUAUUAGAUUAAGUUAGUAAUAACCAUCAUGUAAACCUGGUGCUUGACGGAAACCAGUUUUGGUCCAGCAAACAGUGAGGCCAACACUGGGUUACCGCCCCGCUCAACUUGUGAUAUUCCUUUAUAUGAGUUUUUUUUUAGUUUAAAUACUAGUGUAUGUAAGCAUUUAACCGGUGCGUUCAAAAUAACAAUAGGCCUAUAGAAGUUAUUAACUUCAUAAUGCUGGGUCCAUCACUGGGCUACCGAACACAGCAUAAUUAAGUACUGCUUGUUUUUAAUUUAACUAUUGUUAAAUAUAUAAAAAGUAUAUUUAAGCAUGUAAUCCGAGAAUUUAAAUUAAUUACAGGUGACGUGAUUAAAUGUAUAUAUUUCACAAGCAGUCCUUCAUUGUGCUGGGAUCUUCAUAGAUCCACCGAACACAGCAUAACUGCUGCUAAUUUGUUAUAUUAUUACUAUUAUUAAAAAAAUAUAAGUGUAUUUACUAAGUAUAUUAUAUGAGCAUUGAAAUUAAUGAUAGGAAAGUUAAAUAAAUGUUUAUGUCUCAAGCAGUCCUUCAUCGUGCUGGGAUCAUCAUAGAUCCACAGAACACAGCACAACUGUUGCUAAUUUGUUAUAAUAUUACUAUUAUUACAAAAAUAUAAGUGUAUUUAACUAAGUAUGUUAUCUCAGCAUUGAAUUUAAUGAUAGGCAAGUUAAAUAAAUGUUUAUAUGUCUCAAGCAGUCUUUUAUCGUGCUGGGAUCAUCACAGAUCUACCAAACACAGCAUAACUGCUGCUAAUUUGUUAUAUUAUUACUAUUAUUACAAAAAUAUAAGUGUAUUUAACUAAGUAUGUUAUCUGAGCAUUGAAUUUAAUGAUAGGCAAGUUAAAUAAAUGUUUAUAUGUCUCAAGCAGGCUUUCAGCGUGCUGGGAUCAUCACAGAUCCACCAAACACGGCACAACUGCUGCUAAUUUGUUAUAUUAUUACUAUUAUUACAAAAAUAUAAGUGUAUUUAACUAAGUAUGUUAUCUGAGCAUUGAAUUUAAUGAUAGGCAAGUUAAAUAAAUGUUUAUAUGUCUCAAGCAGGCUUUCAGCGUGCUGGGAUCAUCACAGAUCCACCAAACACGGCACAACUGCUGCUAAUUUGUUAUAUUAUUACUAUUAUUACAAAAAUAUAAGUGUAUUUAACUAAGUAUGUAAUUUGAGCAUUUAAAUUAAUAAUAGGUAACUUAAAUAAAUGUUAAUAUUUCACAAGCAGACAUUCAUAGUGAUGAGAUAAUCAUAGAGCUACAGAACACAGCAUAAAUACUACAAAUUUGUUAUAUAUAUUAUUACUAUUAUUAAAAAAAAUAUAAGUAUAUAUAACUAAACAUCUAAUCGGAGCGUUUAAACUAAUGAAAGGUUGAUUAAAUAAAUGUUUUUAUUAAGCAAAUAGUCGCUUAUCGUUCUGGGAUCGUCAUAGAGCUAUCAAAAACUACUGGUUAUUCGUUAUAUUAUUACUAUUAUUACAAAAAUUUAAGUGUAUUUAACUAAGCAUGUAAUCGGAGCGUUUAAAUUACUGAUAGGUACCAUAAAUAAAUGUUCUUUUACAAAUAGUUCCUCGUAGUGCUGAGACAAUCUCUUAGUUACCUCCCUGCUCAACUACUGCUGGUCAGUAAUAUUACUAUAUACAAAUAUUUACAUAUAACGUAAGUGUAUCUAAGCAUGUAAUCUGAGCGUAAGUGCAGAAAAAUAAUUUGAAUUGAAGGUAGCUUAAACAAAGUGAUCCAAAUUUCGGUUGUCUGUUAUAUAGUUCUUAAAUAUGUAAUAAAUUUCAACUGAAUUACAAAUGAAAGUGUACUGCGAACUUAGGUAACUUAAGUAGGAUGUAUUUGCAUUUAUUUGUUUUAGUUUUCAGAUUUUUUUAAUGCAUAGUUUAGUAAAAAGACGUAAAUAGUUUACGGUUACACAGAUAAUCUAUUUUAAAUAACAGUAUUUACAGACCCAUGAGCCCGUCAGGUUGAUGGACACAAGGCUUUUCUUUAUUGGAUUGUUGAGAGUGUUGCCUUGUUUUUAGGCGAAGGAUUUCCACUUAAAAUCAGGUGGUCCAUCAACUAUCGCUUUAAAUAAGGAUAAAAAAAAUAACCCAAAUUUAAUAAAUCCAUUCUCCCAUUUGCGCCAAUCGUAAUGAAAAUAUGUAAGUAUGUAUAUUGUAGUCGGCGUUCAAUUUGUUAUGCGUAAAAUUCUGUCUUUCUAGUUCAACUCAGGAAUCGCGUUGUACUAGGCUCUAUUCACGGGUCGGGCCAAGAUUCGAUUAGUAUUUAACUUUUCCGUCAAAAAUUCGGAUUAAAAACCCGGAGAGUACGUUAAGCUGUCGGUCUCGGUUAUUAUCAUUAAAGCCCACCAACAGUUUACAGGCUGAUGUUGAACUUUGUAAAACUUCAGAAUUAUUUACGGUUUAUUUGGAAAUCCCGCGAAAACUUAAUUUUUCCCCGGGAUUAUUUGUACGUGUUAUAAGUGCUUCUUUAAUCAUGUAGUACCUACAUAAUGUAUCAAGAGUUUAAUCAGAGCAUGCUGAUAUAGUUUAAUAAUAAAUAUUAUUGGCAAAAUCUUACGACUUUAGCAUACAUCAUUCAUUCUUUAGGAUACAUUACAAUUUUCAUAAGGAUCUCUAAUUGUUUGUGAAAAAAAUUAUAUUUUUUUAGUUUUCUAUUGGUAAAGAAAUGGUUAAAAUCGGCCUAGCAUUCUCGGAGUCUAUUGGUAUUACUUAUUCAAAAUAUUAGUAUAACUGAAGAAGUAUAGAUAAGAUUCACAUUAUAAUCUUUAAAUCUCAUUUCCUUUCACAAAUACGCAAAUUUUAAAACAUUUGUGUAGGUUAUGCUACAAUUCAAGUUAUUUCGCAGUCACGGACAGACACUUAAAUUUAUUCAUCUCUUUAAAUUAUGUGAAGGGUUCGAAUAUGUUGGCUUAACUAUUAGCCCACCAAAUCUUUUAUAUUGAUUAAUGUGUAGUUGCUUUUUUGAAGAAGAAAAAAACGCGGUCCGUAGAUAAGCCAGUAUCAUAUUAAUAUAGUUAAACCCUCGCUUUUAUUUACAUUUACGUAGAA
Messenger RNA from Pararge aegeria (speckled wood butterfly), 4310 nucleotides. RefSeq lists its product as uncharacterized. Lineage: Eukaryota; Metazoa; Arthropoda; Insecta; Lepidoptera; Nymphalidae. The transcript is spliced from 6 exons. Bases 236 to 1258 code for a protein of 340 amino acids. The record is from RefSeq and is a predicted model, not a curated record.